AUGGCGAAGCAGAGAAAGAGCUUGCCUGUUCCGAGACUGUCAUCGGGCUCGACAAGCUCGUCUUCAGCAGCAUCAAACAUCGAAGUUGGUGGUAGCGCGCGUGAGGGCUCGCUCCCAUCAGCUGCUCUCGCUCUCAUGUCUACACCCCCUACCAGUGUCUCCGAUCACGUCGGGUCGACAAUCGACAAGGAGGAGAUGAAUACGACAGACUCAACAGACUUGACGCGUAGAUCGUCGCGCCGCAAGUCUGGCCCUGCCUCCUACAACUUGGGUGUUCUGUCUGGCGUACGCCGUACUUCCGCCGGCCGUGAAAUGGCCAACGAGAAGGCUGCUCGCAGCUUUUCCGGAGACACACUCGUCGAAGACGCUCCUGGACCUUCAUCUAGCACGCCCAACCGCCAAUUGUUGAACGAUGGCGUCAAGGCUCUGAACAUGGACUGGGAGAUGGACAACCUGCCUGGUGACAACGCUUCCGAUCUGCCCGACAGGAAGAAGCGCCGACACAGGUCUUCUAUGGACAUGCUGAUCGAGACGACCGGCCGUGCUCUCGGUAGAGUAAAGAGCGUGCUCGGAAAGCGUGAGCGAGAAGCAAGUGAAACGGACAAGACGGACCGCAGACAGAGCCGCCGGCUGCUAGCCAUUGAGGGUUCCAAGGACACAAAGGAGGAGACACAACAAGAUGAUAGUGUUGUGGAGCGACCCGAGCGUGUCGAGAGGCCCAGCAAGCUUGCUCGUCUUUCGUCAAGCUUUAGCAUUACCAUGCCACAAGUCUUCGCUGCCAAAAACAAGAAGCCAACAAAGCGCUAUGAGACCCAAGGUCUAUAUGCUGGUCAGACCCUUACAAGCUACGAUGACCAAUCUAUCCCUAAGCCUUCGAGGAAGCCUACCGGCAAAGCUCGACCUCUAUCAACCUCCUUCCUCCCUGAUGCUACCCAGCCUCAACAGCGCAACAGUCUUGUCGCCUUGCCCAUGUUUUCCUAUCUCGAGAGAGAACGACCUUUCACCAUCCCUUACGACGUCUUUGCUCCUGUUUAUCACCAACGUGGCGAGGAGAAGCCGAAGGAUUGGGGCAAGGUUCACAAAAACCGUUUGGUCGGCGAUGCUAUCCACUAUUGGAAGAAGCCUUACUUCGAAAGAUCUCUUUGUAUUUGCACACCGCCAGUCCCUGGCUCUUCAGAGCCCGGGUGCGGUGAACACUGCCUCAACCGUGCCAUGGACUAUGAAUGCGACUCGAACAACUGUGGUCUUGGAGACCUAUGCACCAACCGCGACUUUGCAGGACUCGGAGUCCGUAUGGAGCGCGCCAACAAGGCCGACAAAAAGUCUGCAUACUACCUCUUCAAUGCUGGAGUUGAGGUCAUCAAGACCCCGGACCGAGGCUUCGGUGUGCGCGCUUGCAGAUCAUACGAGCCAAACGAGAUCAUCACUGAGUAUACUGGCGAAAUCAUCACGCCCAACGAGGCUGGCAGGAGAAUCAGGGAAGACUACAAGGAUAAAGCCAUGGAGUUUGAUCAAGGUAUGAUUCUUGAUGCUACCAAGGGCUCCAUUGCUCGUUUCGUCAACCAUUCUUGCGAACCCAACUGCAAAAUGCUCAAACGCUUUGUCGGUGGUCAACCACGUAUGGCACUUUUCGCGGGUGAUCGUGGCAUCCUGACCGUNCCUUACUCUGUUAAGAACGUUCAGGAGUGCCGCUGUGGUGCUACUAACUGCCGUGGCGUCUUGGGUCCAAGACCGAAGGAUGCCAACAAGCCAGUAACAAAGAAGGAAAAGGAAGGAAUGGCUGCUGGCAUGAAGCGCAAGGUGGGCGAAUUNUUUGGCGCCACUCCUGCAGCCGAAGUGGACAAGGACCUCUUCAAGAAGCGCAAAGUUCCUCAGAUGUCCAAGGGCUGGGUUUACGUCGAUGACACCAUGGAAAAGGCCAGAAUCGAGGAAGCCCGCAAGGACAAGGAAAUCGCACGCCUCCAGAAGCAGGGUAUCCUACCUGCAGAUCUCGAAGUCAAGAAGACGACAACGACCACCACCGUUACCAAGGACAAGAAUGGAGCCAGGCGCUUCGUUCAGAAGGUGACCACCAGGAUGACUGGCCACAAGCCAAAGGCGACACCAGAAAAGAAAGUACANAAACUUGGAAGACUCUCAUCCAUCAAGAAGAAGGACAGAGAGACACCGAGAGCGAUUGAUGCUGGGGUCGCUGGCUCGCGAGUGACCAAGUCGGCUCGUCGCAGCAUGGACAACAAGAGCAUUCCCAAAGGCUCAAUGAAGGUCAGACCAGUGACCAAAGACGCGGUCAAGAUGGCUCGCACCAUGAGAGCAGUCAAGGCGGACGAUUAA
This is a messenger RNA of Aureobasidium musti, 2331 nucleotides long. The record is from the annotation of a GenBank genome assembly. Lineage: Eukaryota; Fungi; Ascomycota; Dothideomycetes; Dothideales; Saccotheciaceae.